AUGGCCAAGAUACUUGCCCUCCCUAUUGAGUUGCGCAUCUCCAUUUUGCAAGAGCUAUCCGAUAUCCGGGAUCUUUCCGCGGCAGUUUCGAGCCACCGUCUGCUGGCCGAGGCGCUGCGCGAAUCCCCUACUAUUGUUGGCCGUGUCCUAGGAAACGAAAUUGAUCCUCGACUUUUGCCGGUCGCAGUGACGAUAUGGCAAAUGCGGACACUUAGAAAAAAUACUAAAGUUCAUGACGAAGAAGCCUCGUGGUCCGUCCUUGACGAAUGCCAAAGAACCUCUCCCCAAGAAGCAUGGGAAUAUCUGACCACUGUUGAUUUGGCCGAGGCGCACAAAUACUUCCACCAACUACAUCGCGCUAUUGACUAUUUUACGACCGACUUUAUAUCUACGGCCCUUGACUUCCUGGCUAUUGAAGGAGUGCUAGACCACUCUCCACCCGCACCGUCACCUACUGUGGUCUACCGUGUCCAACGUGCUUUCUAUUUCUUUGAAUUUUUCUGCUGUCUCUGGGAUGACGGUCCGUAUAUCGUGGAUUAUGAUCGUCACUGGUCAAUGCCGUUAUAUAUUGGAUUUCACCCUUGGAUAAACGAGCAGCUCGCCUCGGUGUAUGAGUAUUUGUUGAGACAACACUCCCUCGCUUUCAAUGACGUAUAUCGCAUCCCCUUGGGUACCGGGAAGACGGCCGAUUUGGAGCUACCAGACAAUAAAAAUACAGAAAAAGCAUUUCUGGUCUCUCGCGGUAUAGAUUACGUCUACAAGCUUACCAGAGCACCAACACGUGAAGCCCGGUCCCGACUACUGGCUGCCGAGACGAAGCCGGGAAGAAGAUUCUUUUUGCUUGAUGUCGCUAUUGAGGAUCUUAUCGACUCCUAUAUACACGAACGGCAUUCUGCUCGAACCCCCCAGUUUGGUGCAGCCUACAUGAGACAGCUGCAAGGCUUGACGCAAGACCCUGAUUAUUCGACUUAUGACCUCUUCCUACCAGAUCUAGGCAACUCCGGGCCGGCGGAAAUUUGGUGUCAGGCGCAUCUAUCCGAUGAUCAUGCCCAGUGGGGCUUGGAUUUCGUUCUGAGCAAGAACUUUGCUGAUGAACGGAGAGCGGGCUACGUGAUGUGGGACGCAUGUCGUAUACCGGAUUUCGAGAAUUUUAAGCGGAAAAAAGACGUCUCAAACAGAAAUUACCACUAG
Aspergillus viridinutans is the source of this 1191-nucleotide messenger RNA. RefSeq lists its product as uncharacterized. NCBI's taxonomy places the organism in Eukaryota, Fungi, Ascomycota, Eurotiomycetes, Eurotiales, Aspergillaceae. The record is from RefSeq and is a predicted model, not a curated record. The coding region runs from base 1 to 1191 and encodes 396 amino acids. The transcript is spliced from 3 exons.